Dacryopinax primogenitus is the source of this 1005-nucleotide messenger RNA. RefSeq lists its product as uncharacterized. The transcript is spliced from 4 exons. NCBI's taxonomy places the organism in Eukaryota, Fungi, Basidiomycota, Dacrymycetes, Dacrymycetales, Dacrymycetaceae. Bases 1 to 1005 code for a protein of 334 amino acids. The record is from RefSeq and is a predicted model, not a curated record.
AUGAGUAUUGCAUUCCUCGCAAAUCUGGCAGACGACGACCUCGUUGACAAGAACACAAUCCGUUCUUCACCCACAACUUAUAGAACCGCCCUCACGAACCAGACAGAGAAGAGAAAGUCCUCUUCCAGUGCACCGGUCAAUACCGUUGAUGCAUUCAAAGAUGUUAAAGGUGCCAGCCGUGUUGUUGAGAGCGAUUCCGUGCGACAAGCGCCAGUGGACGCCGGAAAGAUCGACUCGUCCUUCGACCAUGACUCUGCACAUCCCUCCUUCCGAAAUACGAAAUUGAACGGUCACGGAAUCCCUAUCGACAAGGCUGAAUCGACUCGCAGUUCUUUGGCUCCUACCGAGCUGCCUGCCUCCUUCCAUACUGCACUGGAAGACAGCACCAUCCGCCCUGGGCACGGCGUCGAGACUGAAUCUAUACGCUCUGAAUCAAUAAGAACGGGCACGCCACCCCACAUCCCUCCCUCCGCUGUAGGGACAUUUGCCACAGGCGCGGCAACCUCUGGUCCACAAGCCCUUCCAGACUCCGAUCUGCGCUCUCGAGCAACUAUCGCUGAGAGCAACGUUGGCAGCAAGAUCUUGCGAAGGUUGACCAAACGUGAAGCUAAAGAUGGGAAACGGAUGUCUAGAAUCCUGCAAAACGAGGCUGUUACUGAACAAAGAACCCUUGACCUAGCGAUCAAGGAGCUGGAGAGGCUGCAGAAAGUUCAGAGGAAAGCAGCAGCUGCUGAAGCGGAAGCCUUAUCUACGCACACUAAGGCCUCCCGCCAAGAGAACAAAUUGAGCCAAACCUAUUUCUCAGCCAAGACCCGGUGGGAACAAGCGACUGCUUAUCUCGAAUCCUGCACCGUAGCCCUUGAAAAAAGCCGCGAGCAUGCCCGACGUCAGACCGAGCUACUGCGAGAGAAAACCGCAGAGGUGGAUCGUCUCAGGGCACAGAAGGCGACUGAUGAUCGUGAACGGCAGGUGAAGCUUGCUGCUUUGUCUAAUCCAGGACGUUGA